Messenger RNA from Porites lobata, 8824 nucleotides. The record is from the annotation of a GenBank genome assembly. Lineage: Eukaryota; Metazoa; Cnidaria; Anthozoa; Scleractinia; Poritidae.
GUUUUACAAUGUUUAAUAGGUGGCUCUGAACUGAUCCAGGCUUUUUCGAUAGAGGCAGUCCGUGAAAAGUCAACUCAAAUUUGCAGAAGGACCUAAAAAGAUCACUUAGGAACUUUUUUUCAGAACGGUAUGUAUUUAAUCCCCAUGUUUAUCUUAAAAGUGCUUCGUUGCAUAUUGUGUCAGCAAAAUGCAUCAAUUCUGUGUGGUCUCUAUGAAAGUUUGAUUGUUCAGCGGUUUGACACUUUCCACCUGACAUUCUCCAAAAAUCCAGCCAGGAAACUGUUUAGGUUAAUAUAGACUGGUAUUCCCAAUAAUCGAAUUCAGGAUCAAUGGACACUAGGUGCGUUCAGUCACCACGAUCGCAUUCGUAGUUUAUACUAAGCUGUAAAGAUAUGAUGGUCACAACAAAACUGAGAUGGAUUUAUUUUCACGUAUAGCAGCGUAAGAAGUGACAUUAAGAGGCCGUCUGCACGUACGAUUCGAUUUUUAUGCAGCCGGAUUGGAUCUCCCAUGAAAGGAAAAGCUAUUUAAAUUUCACGGGAUAUUUUUCAGUAACAAGGCUAUGUUAUUUUGUGCAUGCCACUUUCAUACGUUCAACAAACAGGCAAGGCGCCUAUCGUUAAUUACCAUAAACGUAUGGAAAGUAUUCAGAAACUGAAGCCAUUGCUUAAAAAGAAGUUUAAAUACAUAUCAGGGCACUUGUAAAGAAAGUAGCUAUACUGAAUACUUUCGAAAGUUCGGUUAUCAGGAACAGAUCAAUGUCACGGUCACUGAUCAUGAACGUUCGAAAACACAGGCGGAACAACACAGGUACCCCAGGCUCACGAGUGAGUUGCGGAACAGAAAUAUUAUAAGAGUUUGUAUGGAAAAUUUAUCGAUCGUUAUUUAGGGCGUUCAAAUAGAAAUAAAAAUACAUCAAAACUUCCUACCUUGUCUGCUUGUCUUGUGUGCGGUAUUUUCAUAGCAUGUCUGGCCGUUUCAGCGCGAUUUUAGCGAGUUUUAGUUCUACCGUAGCUCAGGGUGAGCAACGAUAGAACUAAAACUCGCUAACGAUGUAUUUUUAUUUUGUAUUGUUUCACCGGGAUGAUCAGUCAGUGGUGAAAAUAUACGAUUUGAUUGUUCGUUGACGUCACGCAUUAGCGCUUGCCUUUCUUUUUGUCUCCCGCGAAGUAGGUUCUACAUAGUGUCAUGAUUUGCUGUUUAGAAGUUGAUUAAUUGUAAAGUUUUCUUCGGCCGCGAUACAGCAACUGAAAACAACACAGGCUUCAGACAUGAUUCAAGCUCCGUUUUCAGAAGACGUUUUCAAAAGACGUUUGUGUUACAGUCGCGUAAAGUUGAUAACCAACGAUGACGUCAAAACAAACUCGGAGUCGCUCUUCGUAGAACUUAAAACUUUUUGGGGGGUUAGUUGAAAACCGUGGAAGAUUUAUUGGCCGGUAGCACAAGGAGGUGGUUUUUUUCUCCUGUCUCGUACUCGCCAAAUUGUCUGGGAAAAAGUUGACAAAACCACAACAACAAAGAAAAACUGCCGCCGAAAGGCUACGACACCAAAGAAUACGUACCGUAAAUCCUCCAUUAAGCCCCCAGGGCUUAUUUAUUACCCCCCCCGGGCAUAUUUAUUUCAAACACAUUUGAGGGAGAGGGGGCUUAUUUGAGAAGGAGGCUUAUUAGGGGAUUUACGGUAUGUCUUCAAACUCUCAAGGAGGCCUCCUGGACGGUCCCUUUCCAAAACCCCAGGGCUAAAGCGUACAGGAAACUCUGGGCACGAAAGUGAAAUGGUAGUUGUACACGACAGAUUUCUAGAAUGCUUCAAUCAUUGGCACUUUGCAUGGGUGUUGUUCGUGGGAGGUGGUAGCUUUUUUUCGAAAGGUGGUCACACGUAGCCUGUGCCAGGCUCUCAGAUAGUAGGACGUCGCGAAGACAAGCCAAGCGGAAAUAAGACGCGCGUGAUUUGGAAAAGUUGGUGGUGGCGGAAAAAGAAGAAGUGCCUUCUCUCGCCCCAGCCCCCCGCGCUUUUCGAAACAGUUUUCACGAGUUUCUGCACAUUACUACUUGGAGCCUGGAACGGGCUAGGUCACUCAUGGAGAUUCGACUGUAUCUGUCACCUUUCAGGCGGCAAUAUAAUCAGUGUAGAUAACCUUACAAAAUGUUCUUUUUAUAUAAAAAUUGACGAAUUGCUGUCGGUCAAUAGGCAUUUCAAGCUCCUCUACACCAGCGCUUGAGAUGACACACCACACUACACCAGAGUACAUAAACUGGAUUGCUUUCGCCCAUGGCUUGACGAACGUUUUAUGUGAUGGUCUUCGCCCAUUUGUGACAAGAGAGACGGUGACGUUUUAUGAUAAUGUAUCGAAAGCAGUUGCAUCUCUGCCUGGAGCUGGACCCUGUACGUGCACUUUUGUCUCAAGGAGGAAACCAAACGAAUAUCAUGACAUGACCACCUGCACCUGGGCCAAAAUCCUCGAGGGUAGUCACCAUAGAAACAAACCAAUCUGGAAACAAAGUGAUUCCACCAAGUGGACAGAUCCAAUCCAGGGGCCUUGGGAGAUAGCCAAACUUUUCAUCCCUGAUGUGGGAGGUCGCGCGAUAACGAGUGCAAAGGAUAUGGACCUCACAGGAAUCUUGAACUUGAUGUACUGGUGUAAACACUUCCUGCUUAUUCCGCAACCCUUGAUAGACGAUCUGCGUGAAAUUCGAAACAACAAGUGGGGGCACGUGACCAAGCUAGAGUUAACCGAUGAUGAAAAGGCCACCGCCUUUGGUACAAUGGAAGCACUGCUUCAGCAUCCUAGCUUAGCCCGUGAUCGGGACGCCCAGAAAGCCCUACAUGAGAUCCAGACACUUAAAACUGUCACAGACGUAAACAAUUUUCAAGCAGAAAUUCUCACCCAGUAUAAAAAAAUGCUCGAAGACCUUAAGAAUGACUCCACACAAAAUCUGACAGUUCUAAGGCAGUUGGAGCAACGGCUAAACAUCGUUGAGGAGGAGUUGGAAAAAACAAAAGACACCCUUGAGACCAAAGACAGUGUAUAUUCCUAUAUGAACCAGGUCAAGAAUAGCGCGCUAUUUUUCUGCAGCAACCUAAUCAAGUGCACUCGAGUAAUGUCAAAGCGGCUGCUUACUCCUUGGUUGAUGAUCAUUUUGCUGUGUAAUUUCAGUGUCACUCUUCUUGAUCCCAGAUCAUACCAAGACGGUAAGCAAUAAGUUCAGGAUAUACAGUUAUUCACCUAACUAAAAGUUAAGGAGAUAGCGUUUGUACCGGCAAGUGGCAUUUUGUACUGGUUGCAUUCCACAGGUCACCGUGCUAGAAAUAAAUAAAACGGAACAGAAGUAUCAUAGCCCUGAUCCCUAUCCCUUACAUUGACUACAUUGACUACACCAGCUACAAUAACACUUAAUCUAUACACAAACUUGUUGUUGAAUUGUAUAUUUAACAAUUAAUGAAUGAGGCUGAGUAUCUUAUGAAGAAUUAUGGAGAUCGAGGAGGGUGUUGAUAACACCCUCCGGGAAGUGAAGUGUCCGCCAUUUUAGUUUUUACAACGAAAACAACUCAAUCUCGUCCCCAGGCCUUCUCGGUUAACGGUGCAUUAACCUGUAGAAGGCUGCAUUUUUGACGUCAUUUCCUAGUUAAACACAAAAUUCUUCCAAAUUUGGUCAUCAGUAACUGGUUAUGGUGAAUUAUGCGUGUGCUUUUAGCUAAUUAGAAUUAAGGAAAUAUUUUGAAUGAAUAAUCAACUAUCAACUAUCUGUACGCGUACAUCAUAUCUCUACGCGUGACUUUGUUGUAAUACAGUUAUUCUUUUCUUUGUAAUGCCGGGUUAGCGCGCGCUCUUUAAUUUUGGAAUAACGUCGUAGAGCCUCUUAUGUUAGGUAGCGUGUAUAUAUUGUAACGGCUCUAGCCACUUAGUUGCCCUGACGAAGUAUUUCAAUAAAGUACCCUCCAAGCAGAGGGUACAUUUUCGAUGUGUGAGCUGUCGUGCGAAAAGUAUCCUCUGCCGAAAAUCGCUCAAUUUUAAUUUCUAUCGUGCAUGCGCAAAAUUUGUCACGCGAUUCGCUAGCAAAAUUAGUCGUCAGGUCUGUCGUCCUGCUACGCAAGACUCACGCAAUGCUCUAAACCGGUCCAGAACAGGAAAAAACCCGUUUUUUAAAUUUAUUCCUCCAGAUUUCUGAACGGAUUUGAGCGGUUUUUCACACGCGAGCUCACACAGUGAAAAUAUAGCCCCUGCUCGCAGGGUAUCAAUAAAGACGAAAUAUCGGCAAGAGUCGUUUUUUCCAGUUCUUUGAGGUUACAUAAUGUUAUUCUGAAAUUACCAUCCUGGCUUUGGAUGUUGUUUAUUGUGUAUAUUGUGUAUACUUUCUCUUCGUGUUUGAAGGAUGUCCAGCAGAAGAUUCUAGUGUGCCAUUCGAAACCAAAGAGUUCAACAUGUCAGAAUACCUGGACGCAGACCGAGCUGAAGACUUUGUCGGUCGUCAGUGGCUGUUUAGAGAGGUGGAAGAUGCAUUUGAGGAAGAAAACAUUGCUGGGGUGCAGAUAAUAGGAAGUCCUGGUUCCGGUAAGUCCGCACUUGCCUCCCAGCUAAUAUGUUCGCGGACCUCAAGCUCAUUUAUCCAUGAGCGUAUUUUAGGAUACCACGUUUGCAAAUAUUCUGACAAAAAUACACAAAUGGCAGGAAAGUUCGUUCGAAAUUUAGCGGAGAUGAUAGGCCGCAGGCUGCCCGAGUACGGUAUCAUCGUUACCAACACUACUCACAUUCAGCGCUCACUUACGGAGGACUGCAUCCAUUACCAGGAUCCUGUAGGCUGUUUCGAAGUUGCUGUGUUGUCUCCUUUGAGGAACCUGAAGAAUAAACCGAGAAAAAAUUGGUUUGUGGUUGUAGAUGCCUUGGAUGAAUGUCUUACACAAGGUGAAACAGGCCACAGCAUUGUAUUUCUGCUCAAUAACAAGGUUCAUCGGUUUCCUCCAUGGUUAAAAGUCGUUAUGACUUCGCGAAAUGAAUCGUAUGCUUCUCUUCAUUCAAGUAAAGUGAAGAAGAUAACUAUUGAUCCUGACGACUCAAGAAACCUUAAAGAUCUCGAGAUCUUCGUGACGAAAAGACUUUUUCAAGAAGGCCCAUUGUUGCAACGUAUAACGUGGUGGUUUGGGGAUGACAGUGUGAAAAGUAUCACAAAGUUGGCAACCCAGGUACUAAGCACAAGUCAAGGUAACUUUCUGUUUGUGACAGAAUUGCUUAAGGAUUGGGAGAACUCAAGACAUGUACAGGAAUUAAGGAACGCAUAUGUCUUGCCAAAGACUUUGCGUGAUCUGUUCCACAGUUACUUUGAAAGGCUAUAUCCUAGAAAAGGAAGCUUCAGGCCUGUCCGGCACAUUUUGGAAUUAUUAGUUUCAACAUUUGAGCCGUUAACGCAAAACCAAAUGUUUGAUAUACUCAAAAUAAGAGAGAACAGCCUAGAUGAAUACGAUUUCAAGAAUCGAUUAAGAGAGCUUGGCCACUUUCUGAAAAUUGGGAAGGACAAUACCCUAACACUGUAUCACUUGUCGCUAACUGAAUGGCUCACCAGUGAAGAGAACGAGAAAUAUUUUGUGAGUAAAGAGAAAGGACAUGAAGUAUUCUGUGAUUAUUAUUUUGGUGUGGUCAGGGACCGAAAAAAGAAUAGGCCUAAAGACUACAUUCUCGCUUUAGCACAGCACAUUGUGCUCGGUGAUUCGAAAGAGGCCCAUGUUCAAGAAUUUCUCAGUUUGCCUUCACAGACAAUCAAUUCAUCAGAUCCGCAAAACAACAGAACUCUACUACACAGUGCAGCAACAAUAGAUAACAGAGAUGCUUUGGAACUUCUUUUGAGCCAUUUUAGUUUCAUUGAUUAUGUUGAUGACCGUGGAAUUACUCCCGCGUUUUUGGCAGCCGAACGAGGGUUUGUGGACAACCUUGUUCUCUUGGUCAAAAAAGGAGCCAAAAUAAACCACAAGACAAAGACGAUGGUUUCAUUUUAUAAAGCCAACUUUCUAACAGCCUUGCGGAAUGUCGACAUUAAAUUAAUAGAUUAUUAUAAACUGUUGAGUAUACCCGAUGCUAUUGAUGAAUCCAAGUCAAAAUAUUUUGAUUCCUCGAUGCUACACGCAGCAGCCCAAAGAGGGCGUGCAAGCGUUAUUCGCUUCCUUAUUCAGAACAAUACUAACCUGUCCUUGUUGGAUGGUGCACAGCUCACUGCUAUCCAGAUAGCUGCUGAAAAAGGACAUCUUGAGGUCGUUAAGAGCCUAUAUGAGGCAGGCGCAGUUGCAGACCAAACCGCCCUCCACCAUGCAGCUGCAAACAACAGGCUCGAGGUAGUGAAUUACCUGUUGGACAUUGGUGUGAAAGAUAAAUGUCGGAGAUGUGAUGGCUCUUUUUACUGGGUGGAAGGCGGAAAACACCGCCUCACUAAUGGAAUUUUGUUUUUAAGUCCCCCUCAAAAAGAAUAUUGUCCGCUCUGGGAGAACACAUGGCCAGAUGAAAACAAAACAUUGUUUGAUGAUAAACAUUUGAUUUUCUGUCAUUCUGCCCUUCAUGCGGCAGUUUCUUCAGGCCACGAGAAAGUUGUUACUCGUCUUCUUUCUGAAAAACAUAACGCACUAGAUUGCCACGAUUAUUCAGGGAGAACUCCACUUCAUGAAGCUGUUCGAAAUAAUGACAAGAUCAUUGUUAACUUAUUGCUGGAAAAACAAUCACAGAUGAUACACAAGAAAUGUAAACAUUGGAAAGAACUGGACAAAAUGCAACUUGAUUUACCUGAACGUACGAAAUACUAUCAAGAAGUCUGUCACUGUGGCUACACUCCUCUGCAUCUUGCAGCAAGGUAUGGCCAUCACCAAUUGGCAACAUUGCUCAUCAGAAAAGGGGCUCGUGUUGAUGAUCAGGACUGCAGUGGAACCACACCCUUGCACCUUGCAGCUCACUAUGGUUUUGCUGAUACUGUUAACGUCCUUCUUAACAUGAACGCGACAGUGGAAAUGAAAGACAAAAAUGGUAAGACGCCGCUGGAAGUGGCCUUGGAAAAUCCAUUAGUCGUAUCAAAACAAACGCAGCCUUUUAGAGCAACUAAAGAUUCAAAUGGUCAUGUGAUGGUUGUUUGUCUCCUUCUUUCUUCUGCUGCUUCCAGAUGGAAGUGCAUGAGUACUGAGACGGUCCCAAUUAAAUGUGGAAAACCUUUCAGUCAUUCUCUGUUUCAUCUUUUGAGUUAUAUCUCUCCGACUUUUGAAGAGAACAACUUUUUCUUCUCAGAGAACUGCAGUGAGCACACUCACCCAAAUUGUACAGUUAAAAAGGGUCCCCUUGCUAAAGCUAUCGAAAGUCAUCCAGAGAAACAAUUGAUAAUAAGCACUUGUUUUGACGCUGAGGGAUUUACCCCGCUACAUAGAGCAGCACAAGGGGUCAAUCUAGUGGCAAUUCGCUAUCUUCUUGCAAAUGGUGCAAACGAUUCUAUUUUAAAUCCUCAAGGAUAUGACGCCUUAACACUGGCUGUACUUCAUGCAGGAAGGAAGCGAUUGUGGCAGCUUCAUGGACUUACUUGGAUGGAUGUCGAUAUUCGUUACCUGAUAGAGGCUGAACAGGCGGCUAUUGAACUUCUGCGCCACGCAGUAAAAACUCGUGGAUACAAGAUACGAUGCGACUGCACCAAAGCCGAACUGACUUUAUAUCAUUUAGCGGCCUCCCGUGGAUUAGCGAACUUUAUCAAAGUGAUAUUUAAUGAAACUGAUUUGGAUCAGUUAGAUGUGGAUUGCGCCAACUUGGAUGGGAUAACACCACUAUAUUUGGCAGAGCUUUUCAAACAGGAGGUAAGAUUGGGCCUCGACAAUCCUUGGAAAGAACUAAUCCGUUUUUUAAAACAACGUGGAGGUAAGACACGGGAUCCCACUAAGGACGCUGAACACAGUAUAAUAUUUAACACUGUGUUCGGCUCUUUUCCAAACAAGUUUACAUUAGAUUUGAGGCCUGACGUGGUGCAUUUCGUUACUUCGCUUCUCACGUCAUAUGAAAAGAGUGGAAACGAAUCAUUUUGUUGCUCUUCCGUUUCUGAUCUUGAUCAUAAACACUAUUACGAUCAUUAUUUUCCCGUGCUGCGGCUUCGGAGAAACAUCGAUGAAUUUUUACGAGGACUUCCAGAGGGCGAUCGGUCAAAACACUUUUGGAGAGACUUUACACGGUGUUCAUAUCAUAUGGAUGAAUUUAACAGAUACCUUUUGAGCUUUGAUUUGCAUAAAGAAGCCUAUUUGAAAUAUAUUACAAAGAACAAGAAUUCGGAAAUCUUAAGCAAGGUACAAACAAAGUGGUUUCAAAAGCAACUUCACAUUCUAAUGAAGAUUCGAUAUACGGAGGUUUUCCGAGCCUUUGCUUGUUUGAAAUCGCUAUCUUCGAGGCUAAAAACUGUUUUCCAUUUUGGUUUAAGACCAGUUGCAAGUAUUGUUCAGGAGUAUGAGAAAUGCCCACCUGUUAGCAUUUACCUUAGUUUAAUUUGCGGUAGCCUGACAUUGAUGUUCGAAGACUACAAGUAUAUAUCAUCUCAACUGCCAGUACCUGAGGGAGAGAAAGAACUUUUUAGUCGUCUCGGUCAGUGUACCAUUUUGGAAUUAAUUUUGAAAAACUCACUAGGUUUCUUCCGUAAAUAUGACUAUCUCAAAACUCUGCAGGUUGGAAUAAAGCCAGGUACCCAAGUUGAUCAUAUCUAUACGAUGCUGGAGGAAUACACUCGGAAGAUGUCUUUAGAGUUAGGGACCUUUCGUGCUAGAUUAGUGGUUGGGGUCGCCAUGAAAGGUAUCCCCCGGAUGUCAGGGUCGGCCAGCGGAGGGUAG